Messenger RNA from Anopheles stephensi (Asian malaria mosquito), 7824 nucleotides. RefSeq lists its product as uncharacterized. The transcript has 3 exons. The coding region runs from base 308 to 5479 and encodes 1723 amino acids. NCBI's taxonomy places the organism in Eukaryota, Metazoa, Arthropoda, Insecta, Diptera, Culicidae. The record is from RefSeq and is a predicted model, not a curated record.
UUUAGCCCUUAUUUCCGACUUUAGCCCUUUUUAGGUACUAUUACACGAUUAUUUACUUCUAAAAUGUUAUGUCCGAUGCAAUACCAUAGUGUAAACCUUCGAACGAUUGCUUCAAUUUCUAUCGUUGUACUAUUUUCACUGGGCCAUCGUUUUGCAUCUGUCAGCGUCAAUUCGUAAACAAACCGUUAACCCGGUGUCGCACUCACGAAUAUCUACAUAGCUGGUAGAAAGGAAUGCUGAAGCACCAUAACGGCAACGGAACGAAAUUAUAGAAUCUGUUUCAAUAACAGUUGGUUCGCAAGGCGGCAUGGACAACCUGAAGCACGGUAUCGAUGGGGACGACACGCCAAAGCGGGGAUCAUUUUUAGCGCCGUCCGGCAGUGAAUCAUCAUCACAACAAACAGCGACUAGCGCAGAACCAUUAUCGGUCAACGUAAGUUCCGGUAAGGGAAGGUCCACCCUGCAUGGCGAUUCGUAUCAGCUGCGUUUGGGGUUGGUGAUUUUGUUACGAGCGUUCAGAGCGUAUCAGGAGGAUUGCACAUUCGAAUUUGAGAUCGCGAUGGAGGAUCCUGCCGGAAAAGAUUUCGAUGACAUCAUGUACCACUUCUCAUCGCCACGCCUACCGUCGGGCACCGUCAGUGUGCAGGCGAAACAUAAGCGUGAUGGUAAAAAGUCAAUGCUGACGGAAGGCAUGCUACUGGCUCCAGCAAACUGCACCAGCUCCUCAUUUUCGAUCCCAAAGUACUUCAUAUCCUUUCUACAGGUAGACCAACACCUUAAGACGAACACGCACACGUACGUACUGUGCACGAACGGUACGUUGGACGAAGGCUUAGAGGAUCGUUUAAUGGUCAGGCGAAACUGCGCACAUGAUGGGUUACAGUUUUGCGUUGAUAUUGGGGCGUCCUGCUACCAAAUUAAUCCGACGGCAGCACGUAAGAAGCUAGAGAAAAGGCUACUCGACUCGUGCGCGCUAGAGCUAGGCAAGGUACUGGCAGCAGACGUGUGGAACGGAACGGAAAUCACUUUCUCGAACCCAAUGUACAACACGUUUGCCAGUUUGCUGCGCGAAUGUGUUCAAUCAUUAGAGUCGGAAAAAAACGAGCCAUCAUGCUUUAAGCUUAGUGAAGCAUUUUUCGAGCCACCCACCACAUCGUCAGCGAUCGCGAGUGUUAGAGCUGGGUUUGAGAAAGCGUACAGAAGGAUAGCAAACGCUGCUGGAUCGGAUAUUAGAGCGGUGCUGAACGAGGUCGUACUCAAGAUCGAUGGAACAACCCUGUCAACCGUGCUCGCCGAAGCGAACCCUCUAGAAAGGACACUAAAGAAAUUCUACGACUCGUUCGUGCUGGUGUGUAACUCACUGCACGAAGAGGACAUGUACGGCAGGGCAGUCGAAUUGCUUCCCAACUGGUGCAAUGGUGCCGUGGUUGUAGACAGCCUGCACCUGCAGAUGUUCAAUGCAAUCAAGAGCGAGCGUCCUGUCCCGAUCAAUGUUAACCGUUUGCAGCAAUGGUUUCGUGCAACGGGCGUGACCCCAUCCAUAGCGCAAUUGAUGUACAGCUCGAAGGAAUAUAUUGAACCGUUGCGCCUAAAAUAUCCCCACAUUGAAAUAGCCCCGGACCGCUUGUCUUGCUCCACCCUAGCCAAAUUCCUUCAGCGCGAUGGAGGUUGCGGGGUUUAUGAGUUCGGUAGUUCGCUCGGUUCGAAGCUAGGCUCGCUGGUUGUUGCUCAAACGCUACCGUUGCUGCAAUACGAAGCAUUAUUCGUCGAUGGUACGAACUGCCGAGAGCUGCGAAACGCGAACGAAGCUCUUCCCGCUCUGCUGUCAUAUCUUAAGGAUGUAAAUCAUCCUACUAUCAAAGUGGUAUUGAUCGUGGGGAAACAAAGCCGAGGGUUAAUCGCGAAUUCUAAGGAGCUGUCGGAGCGCUUUAAUCAAAAGAUCAUAGUAAUAGAGGAGACAGCACCGGACAGUAGUAGUACGGCAAGGACCAGUUCCGGUGAGAGCUAUUGCGUUGAUGAUCUUGCACCGGAAGCACUGCGCCGGGUGUUUGAAGCCCAUGAGCAUGUAACGCUGUUCGGGACGGUUACACCACUCAGCAGAAUUGUGCACCCAUCGGACGAGUUGAGCUUGUUGGUGGAUGUGCUAGAUGAGGUGGGCAUGCUGCGUGCUGGCGACCAUAAUGUAAACGAGCGCAACUAUGACGAAAUUAAGCGCUGGUACAUUCAGCGUACCUUUGAGCCGUUGGACGACAGCCCGGUAGAGCAGGAGAAUGUGGCACAACACAUCAGCCGACACCGCAACGUUUUUGCGUAUAGUGCGCAGGACGAUGUACCUUUUGCCCAAAUGGCUAAAUAUGUCGAUAAUCAUGAGGCAAGCACCAGCUCGGAGGUUGCGCGUGUUCUUGGCACGUACGAGGAAGACGUUGAUUCGCCCAGCUUCCCGCCGGCGCCGGAUGACAGCGGUGCCAAGGUGUGCAUUUUCCUGAACGAGGCAGGCCAUGGGAAAACGUGCUUCUUUACCUGGUUAGCUUGGCGGUUGGCCAAACAGAGCCCUACCCGGUACGUGGUAAAACUGAACGCAAUGGAAUACUCGACCGACUUCGAUCGGUUGGAUGGAAGCGGCAGGGAUGUGCCUGGCCUGGACGAUACAGUGCUGGCGAGGCUGCUGUAUCGGCUCGUUCAUCUGGCACUUUUCGUACCGAGUGUGCACCGGCAAACAAUCGAAGAAACGGACCUGCGCAGAGAGGAAGCCGAUCGGUGCGCAGCGCUGCUAACGGUGGCAGGUGGGCGAAUAAUACUGGAUGAGCUGAAGGCACAGCUGCUGCCAGCGAGCCAACUGAUCGAGUUGCGCCUGUUUCGCGAGAAGUUUAACGAACAGCAGCUCAUAUUGCUUCUCGAUGGGUUCGAUGAAACGGCACCAUACUAUAAGGCGGUGGUUAUGAGCUGCAUGGCACGGUUUGCCAGACUAGCAGGAGUGCGACGCAUCUAUCUGUCCAGCCGGCCGUGCGAUUUUGAACGCGAAUUCAAACACACCUUCCCCGAUUGUAGCAUCAAGCGAUUGCGACCGUUUUCGAGGGCUAACAUUGUACUGUCACUGCACAAAUUUCUUCUGAACAAUGUAGCGGGCUACAGGCGCUGUGAUACAGCUCACUCUACCCAUGUGCUGACCGUGCUGUAUGUUAUCAUUGUUGAGGCUUUGGGUGAUUUGGCGACUGUUCCACUGUUGCUGCACAUGGUGCAGGUUACCCUGCUGCCUGUGAUCGUGGAACACACAAAUUUUGAGUUACGUACGAUCUCGCAACGCAUGCUGGCUGGCGCCAAACUUGACACCCUGCAGCUGGUGGAACAUUUCAUCGAGCGGAAGAUAGAGCUGCUGAUGACGGUUAAAUCGGGAACGUCCAAUUCCGCCGCCAUGACGGCUGCGGCGAAAGCGCGUCACCUGUCUUACAGCAAAACGAUCAAGGAACGUCACGCCCUGCUGGCCGUGUGCGCCAUUUUCGAUCGAAGCAGCAGGGAGCGAUUGUUGUCCCGGCCGGAGCAGGAUAGCGUCAGCAGGCUGAUCGAGGAAGUGAUCCGGGGAGAAGAAAAAACCGGCAUUGUCGAUGGGAUACGGGACGGGGUGCCACAGUUUGCGCAUCGCCUGUUUGCGGAAUACUUUGCCGCAUGCUGGUUAAACCAAAACCGGGCACGGUUUAAGCAUGAGCGCGUGUUCCAAUCCCAGGCAGUAUGGACGCCCUCGCUAGAGAAAAUGCGCGACUUCCUGAAUCGAAUGAUACUGAUGGAGAGCGCGGGCUGCGAGCUGCACUGGACGCUGGUGAACAAAUCCAUGGGAGCGUUUCGAGCGCUAUUACACAACGCUCCUCCGGCUGCGAUGCUAACGACGAAAGAUUGCGCUGGCCGGCUUCCGUUGCAUCUGGUGGCGAAGAGCGGAAAUUCCGCCAGCGAACUGUUGGAAAGCAUGCCUGCCGAGCUUGUUAAUGCUACCGAUGACCUGUUCGGCUGGACUGCUCUGGACUAUGCAUUUCUUCUGCAGGAUGGUUUCGCGUUAAGGGAUCUCCUAGCAUGGGGCGCGCGGUUGAAUUUCGACAUCCUGCUGCAGCAGCUGUACUCCAACGAUGCGGAAAAUGUAUUUUACUGUGGCGCCAUCUAUGCCUAUUUCUUACGACGGUUUGCAAAUCCGCCCGAACUGGCGGAAGAAAUGUGCGCACGCGUGGUAAAGCAUCUUAUUCAGGUGCGCAAGCUAGAUAUAUACGCCCGGCGGCAAAAAUUCGAAUCCUUGUCGGUGCUGGAGUUUAGCACUGCCUGGAACCUGCGUGAUAUGUUUCAUCAGCUAGUUACACAGUCCGGUCCGCCGGCACAGGUUCUGCGCGGAGUGGUCGAUCGCUUGUUUCAGCUAGCAUUCGAGCGCAAGGCGCACGAUAUUAUCGACUAUCUUGCGGACCAUUGCCGCUUUCCCCUGCCCUCGAUAACUGACGGUCGGAGCGUUGUCGCGAGUGCCAGACGGGCAAUGGAAAACAAUCAGCUGGCGCGGUUCAAACUGCUGUUUCAGCAGCUAUGCACACGAUACCGGGUGGCAACGGUUGAAGAAAAUGAUAUUGUCGAUGAGGAAGCAGCGAUGGACGCUGACGGUGGCGAGCAGGAAGCGAUAGAGAUUGAACUACGACCAGGCGCAUGCUGUGUCAGUAGCAAGAAGAAUGUAGGACUCUCUUUGCCAGACCGUCCACUGUCAGCCGACCUUGAUACUGAUAAUCGUGACGAAAUCGUUGUGGAAUGGUUGCUCGCCACAGCGAAACACAUCGGAAACGUGCCGAUCGCAAGCUACAUACUGCAGAAAGCGAAGCUGGCCGUAACGAACCGGUUGAUAGUGACGGUAAUGCGCUUGUUCCCGCAAUCGAGUCGUGAUUUCUGUCACCGAAAGUCUGUACCGGCGUACAGGUACCUUCUGAGCAAGACACUCGAUCUGCACAGUGUUGAUGAGGAAGGACGCAAUUUGUUUCACAUGACCGCCCAGAACGGAUGCUUCUACAUGCUACCCUGCCUUAUUGCUACGGGCUUUGAUCCGCGGCAGAUCAAUGUGCGGAACCGGUGGAACGGCUUCCAUUACCUCAUGUCCAGUGCGGACAUGUUCGGAUGGCGCGCCUGCAAAGCGUUAGCAUUUUUCCAACGGCGUUCGGCACCGGUCGACGGUUUCGACACGCUCAGCACGGAAGGUGAAAGCGUUUUCGAUGUUGCCAUUGCCAACUCGGCCUGGCCCGCCGCACAGAUGCUAGUGCAAGCACAAUACAGCAGCCUUUCCUGUGGUGAAAAGGUGGAUGCAAUGGUUCGCUUCAUUGGCGGAAUGCUUCGGAAGCAUGGCGCAGAACGUACGUUGGAAUUUUUAUUUUUCUCCCGUGUGCACAGUUUGCCCAAUGCAUUCGUGGCCGAUCAGAUGUGGUAUGCUGUCUAUAGCUUCCUGAUUAAACAGAUACCGCUAGUGUGAUGCGCACCUUCGCUAUCGACGUGGUAAGUACUGUUCCGAGUGUCCAAUCGCACGCACUGUAAAAGCCAGGCUACAUGAUGCGAGAUGCCAAAAAUAUUUCGCGAAAAAGGUGAUUUUUCCGUCAGAAUCAUCUCGGUUCAUCUAGCCGCGUUGUUUAGAGUACUUCAUGCUAUCUCUCUCUCUCUCUCUCUCUCUUCAACCGAAAACUACCAUGGCAACGCAUGGAAGGUGACAGAGAGGGCUAGAGAGAAGCGAAAUCUUUCCGAGAUUUCAGCUCAAGGAGGCGAAAUCUUUUCGACGGAUAGAUUUCGCAUAACCCCCCCUUUUUGGCGAAAUCUUUUUGGCAUCUCGCAUCAUGUAGCCUGGCUUUAAAGCUAGAAUUACACACGAAACAUGCUGUUAUUUCGCUAAAUAGAACAAAUUCGUGUAUAAUUUCGAUUAUCAAUGAUGGAUGGCUGACUGGGGACAUUGUUACGCAACGUCUUCUUCUUCUUUAGCCUAACGACCUCUUAGGUCAUGUCUGCCAUUCCUAGCUUACUAGACUUAAAGGUACCACGUACCUCACUACGGGGGAACGGUCCGGAUGGGAUUUGAACGCCGGUCCUGCCGUUUGAAGACCAGCGCUGUUGUCGCUUCUACCACCGAGCCGCCCCGACGUUUCGCAACGUCCUUUGCCGUGUAUUUUAAGUUGUACCCUAGUUGAUCUCGACUUACUAACAUGCAGUCCAACAACUAAUAGACUCUUGAGGCGAUUGGCAGCUUAGCACGAAGUUACUGGUCAAUUUCGGUGAAGAGUUGUAAAUAGUAUUAGUGUGACGAUUUGUAGUGGGUAAGUAGUAUUAAGUAGAGAUUUAUGCGUAGCUAGAUCAUAGGAGAGAAAUACAGCCAUACACGAGAAGUCCAAGAGUACGCACGCAUUUGUAAGAACACUGCAUUCGGUUUGUGGUUGCGGUUGCGAGGCCUGCGGCAAAAGUGCUUUAACCGGCUCAAAGGUUUGCACUGUCGUCUGUCCAUUCGAUUCGACGCUCUCAAUACAUCUCAGUGUUUACGCCUCCUCUGUUACGCAUGUGGGCGAACUAAAAGCACUUUACGGGUUGGGCCGUCUGGUAUCAGGUCUCGUGACAUGACCAGCUCAACUGAAGCCUGCUUUGUCUAAUUCGCUACACCCCUCUAUUGGGCUUCCGGGGUGGGGCAACAAUUCUUCUGAAUAGCUUCUGCCCGUAAACGAGUCAAUCAAAAUAAAAUCGUCAGUUUCGAUAUGUAAAACAACAUGUCACAAAAAAAUGCGCAACGAUGAAACCCUACUCUCCUGGAUAAUUUUAAAAGCACUGCCACUCUUCCAAUAACCGCAAACAUAUUUAGCACGCUCAUUUUAUCCGUUCUACAGCAGUUUUAAAAGUGCGCUGGUCUUUUCCUGAUACUGUUUCUCUUCAGAAAUACCUUAAACGAUGCUACUAGUCUCGUGGUAUCGAGAAAAUGGUGUAAAUUCUUAUUUGAUUUGCAAUGACCCAUCUGAGACCCGUGAAUUGAGUUACCGUGGAAGGUGUCCUGCGAAGCGCAGGCUUCGACAUCCGAGGCACGAUUUUCAUCCGGUCUCUCCAAUUUCUUGACUUCGCGGGUGACAUCGACAUCAUCGGACGGACAUCUGCGGCGGUGUGCGGGGCGUACUGAAAUGCGAAUCCGAUAGAAUUGGUUCGAGGAGCAAUGCGACGAAGUCAAAGUAACUGCCUACCGGAGGCUCUGAUCGUGAUAGAGCAUGACUAUAAAGCAGAGUUUUGGUUGACGGUGAUGUUCUUGAGGUAGUAGAGGAGUUUUGCUACCUUGGCUCGCGUUCCUACUACGGGCCCCAAGAAACUCUUGUGGAGAAACACUGCUACGAUGCACGAAAUGCGCCAUAUAUCGCACACUGAUACGGCCGGUAGUCCUCUACAGGUACGAGUCCUGCACUAUGCUUGCAGAAGGACACCAAUGCACUCGCCUUCCUCGAGCGGCGGAUGCUACGGACUAUCGUUGGCGGUGUGUGCGAGCAGCGCUUGUGGAAGAGGAGAAUGAACCAUCCUGAAGGUUGCGAAAGCCAGAAAGAUACGCUGGUUAGGGCACGCUUAGAGGAUGCCGGACUCAUGCCCUACCAGGAAUGGUUGCUUGCCAGCAACCCGUUCUGUACAAGGCGUAGAGGAGCAUAGCGUGCUCGUUAGCUGGAUCAAGUGGAGUCAGGCAGGAGGGAGAUCGGAUGGAUGAGUGCAGCCAUGGCCUGUGUUUCCUGGAGCUGGAUUGGACACCCGACCCGGGAAUUGAAGUUUAAGACGAAUUGAAUUACAAAAAAUACAUUCCCAAUAAUAACUGUA